Mytilus californianus (California mussel) is the source of this 443-nucleotide messenger RNA. RefSeq lists its product as uncharacterized. The record is from RefSeq and is a predicted model, not a curated record. The transcript has 5 exons. The coding region runs from base 16 to 384 and encodes 122 amino acids. Lineage: Eukaryota; Metazoa; Mollusca; Bivalvia; Mytilida; Mytilidae.
ACUGCAUAAUUUAUAAUGGAGGGAAUAAAGUUGUAUGUGGUUAUAGUCUGCUUACUUGCUUGUGAUGCGUAUGAUAAACCAGCAGUAUAUUCAUCUGAAGAAAAGUAUCCAGAUUCCGAUGAUAAAACUGUGUAUCCAGAAGGAUAUAAAGCCUUAGAACAAUAUCCAGAUUCUUCUGCGAAAAAAGCUUAUUCACCAGUUUAUAAAUCUGCAACAAAGUAUGCAACUUCUAAAGGUUGUGGACCUUUUAAUUGCUACUAUGCCUUUGAUUGUGGAUUUGCGCCGCAAUUAUGCACUUCAAACUGCUUGAAACAUAAAGGAUGUAAUUUGGGAAAUUGCAUAGACAAUAGUUGGUGUUGCUGCGAUGAUUGUCCCAAAAUCUAGUUAAAUGUCGAAGAAUUCUUAAAGAAUCUUUGUUUCGCUAAUAAAAUGUAUGUCAAUUU